This is a messenger RNA of Spirometra erinaceieuropaei, 4548 nucleotides long. Lineage: Eukaryota; Metazoa; Platyhelminthes; Cestoda; Diphyllobothriidea; Diphyllobothriidae. The record is from the annotation of a GenBank genome assembly.
AUGUACAAGGCCGUCAUCCUGCCGACGCUACUAUACGGAGCGGAGACUUGGACGAUGUACGCGAGGCAUGCACGCCGACUGAACCACUUCCACCUCAGUUGUCUUCGUCGCAUCCUGAGGCUGAACUGGCAGGAUCGAAUCACCGACACUGGUUUACUAGAAGGGACGCGAAUCCUCAGUAUCUACACCAUACUGAGACUAAUGCAGCUACGCUGGAGCGGCCACCUGGUGCGCAUGAACGACGAGCGACUAUCCAAACGACUCUUCUACGGAGACGUUGCGGCGGGUUCUCGUCGUCAAGGAGGCCAAAUUCGCCCAUACAAGGAUGCUCUGAAGUUCUCCCUGAAGCGCCUGCAAAUCAUCCCGACCAACUGGGAAGAGCUCGCCCGCGAUCGACGGACCUGGAGGAGGACAGUGAAGACAGGCGCUCCGAUCAACGAAUCCAUCCGCAUCGCUGCCGCCAAGGCGAAACGCGAAGCCCGCAACUCACAACUUCGCCCAGUACGCAACGCCGACGCACAACCGCUACCAACGUGUCCUCGAUGUCAACGGACCUUCCGGGUACAAAUUGGACGUGUUGGACACAUACGGAUCAACUGCGCCUCUCGGACCGCACCAUACGUCGUCCCUACGCGCGCCUCUUCCUCGUCGUCUCCGCCGCCAAAUAACUCUGACUACUCUUUCUGAACCACCGAUUCCAUCCUCCUCCUCCUCCUCCUCCUCCUCCUCCUCCUCCUCCUCUACUGCUACUACCUCCGACUCCAGAGUUGAGGACCGGGACUACACCUGCCCUCACCUCCACCUCACACAUCGGCCUGGUCGGUCGCUUGCAAAUCCAUCGCACAGAGACUGGCGAACCAGUGCCUGGAGCACCAACCUACACUCACCGCACUCGCCUCCGCUGCCCACACUGCCCUCGCACCUUCACGCAUCGCAUGGGUCUAUUCGGCCACAUGCGCAUCCACGAGAGCGGAAUUGACCACAAUUCCGACACACCCACCACAUCCAACACAUCCACCAUGCCCAGCCCCACCCUCGCUCCAUCGCCCGCGCCCGUCACCACCACCACCGCCUCCUCUGCAGCUGACACCGACACCGUUGACCUCUUGCCCACACUCUGCACUCAUCUACACCCACCACACUCGACUCAACUGCCAACACUGCCCUCGCACUUUCACGCACCUCUUGGGCCUAUUCGGUCACAUGCUCAUCCACGACAUCGGAAUUGGCCGCCAUCCCGUCUCACCCGACAAGCCAAACCCCACACUCACUUCAUCGCCCUGUGCUCCCACCAACCCCUCGGCAACUGACACCGACGCAAGCGACUUCAUCCCCCACACUGUCCACGCACAUCGCAUCGGCCUGGUCGGUCACUUGCGAAUCCAUCGCACAGAGACUGGCGAACCGGUGCCUGAAGCACCUACAUAUACACGCCGCAUCCGACUCCAAUGUCCGCACUGCCCUUGCACAUUCAUGCAUCUCAUGGGCCUAUUCGGCACCAUGUGUAUCCACGAUAACCUGCGGUAGGCAACCGCCGGCGGUUCCACACCACCACCUCACCGCUCAUCAACAUCACCGACCGCAACCAUCCAAAUGCAACAUCCCACGCUUGUGUGAAUUGUGCGAAUCGACUCGGUCUCCAUGUGGCUCCUUUUGUAUGGGUAAAGCGAGCCUGAAACUGCAACGGCACGUAAAGCCCCGUGGCUUGGAAUGUUGCUGACUGAGGCCGAAAUCAGUCCUGAUGUGUUUGUGUGGAGUGGCGGAAAAAUAGGCUGUAAGCCAGGCUGAAGUAGCUUGUGCCGAGGCGCCAGACUAUCUUGCCUUUCCCUAUCUGUUUUUCAUUCUUGAACUUACUGGUUGUUUAUCUGAAUGGAAGGAACACUACUAUACGCGACGCGCUUGGCAUGUGUUGGAUUGUCAGGUCGUUUGACUUUUGAUUGUUAAUUCUUUCAUAUCUCUGGUCUUAUCCUAAUAUUCACAGUCUGGGAUUGAGUGUUCUGUCUUUAGUGCUCCCAACAGUGGUGGCCUUUUGACGUUCGCGCUUUAAUUUGUUGACUUUCUAUUUGUAUACCGUCCGUUUGCCUUCCUUCUUUCUACCAUCAUGACCUCUAAAAAUUCCAACGAUGCCACUACUUCACUCAGUGGACUCGUUUCUUCUCUCCCAGACUUUUGGCAAUACGCGCCAGAGCUUUAUUUUUUCCGUAUCAAGACGACAUUUCACUCCGCCAAGAUAACACGUGAAACGGACAAAUAUUAAAAUCUGGUCAAGGUCCUUCCUCCGACUAUUCUUUCCCAAGUGCGAACGUUUCUGAUAGAUCCCCGACUGAUGCUCCCUACACCAAGUUAAAGGCUGAACUUCUUCCCCUGACAGCAGUCUUCGAUCGGCAGCGUUAUCGCGCGCUAGGAAAAGUGGAAGCCUUGGGUGAUCGCAAGCCGUCGGAACUCUUGCGUCGUGUGCGUUCUCUUGUUGGGAACAUGACAAUCGACGACAAGUUCUUUAAAGAUAUAUUCUUAGAACGUUUGCCGACGUCGGUACAAACAAUUUUGGCCCCUGGCUCCGACGACCUAGACAUAUCAAAGUUAGCGGAGAUGACUGACCGUAUGAUGGAGGUUGAGCGUUUGUCAUCCCCGAGGAUCGCUCAGGUUUCCCAGCCUCUCACCGUGUCCACUUCUGACCUGGCUGAACUUAAGACACAGAUUGCCCAGUUGUCAGCGACUGUUGCCUCUUUGCAGCUGCGCCAAUCUCCCGGUCCCUCUCGACGUUCUUUCGUCCGUGACCGUCGUCGUUCCCGCUCUCGCCCCAGGACCGCAAACCUAUGCUGGUAUCAUGUCAACUAUGGCGAUAAGGCGCGGCGCUGUGUCCCACCCUGCUCCUCUAAGUCCACGCAGGGAAACUCCUCGGCCGGAGAGUAAAUGCGGCCGAGCUCUCUGGCAACUCUACGGGUCGCACUUUUCACAUCCGUGAUAACACGAGUGGCAGGCACUUUUUAGUCGCCACUGGCGCUCAAAUUAGUGUUAUCCCUCCCACGCCAGCCGACCGACGUUGCCAAAACCAUGGUUUUUUCCUUCGAGCCGUAAACUCAUCUCCCAUUACAACCUUUGGUGUUCGAUCCCUUGUGGCGGUUCACGUCUCCUCACCCUCCGCCUUUGUCACGCUGCCGUCCUGUCCGCCUCACACUCCGUGUCGAGACGCUGCUGGGACGCGCGAGUGCUCGAAGCCAAUCAACGCUGUCCCCAUUCUGAUUGGCUGGCGACGUGGAGACAACGAAGGGCGCACACACGCGCUAACACAACACCUCAAGGGUGGACGCAGACAAAAGCUUGCUUGGAGCGUGCUUGCGGCGACUGCCCACACAGCCCUUGUGUACGCACUUUCUCAGGCAGUAAAGUUUGUCCAAAUCAAACCGUCUUCCCAGACUUUUGAUUGGGAAUCUUUAUCUUGUCGACGACACAACUUCGACAACUGGUGACUCCUUACGAGCAGCAAUCUUCGUUCUUCCUAAUCUACGACAAAGUCAGGCGUUGAUCAUGGACAACUUUCCACCGGAAGUGCAGCAUAUUUUGGCACCCGCCUUCGGCAUUCUUUCGGCGACGCAACUUACUCAGAUGGCUGAUCGGCUUAUGGAGAUGCACGGUUUUUCCAAGCCGUCUAUUUCAGCACUCUAAACUCCCUCAUCUCCUCCUGCGUCUCCCAUUUCGCAGUUAGAGAUCGAGCUCAACAAGCUGGCCGAUGAUAUAGCCGCUCUCCAGAAGUCCACAGUUUCUGCCUCAUCUCGGAGCCAACCGCAGCCGUCCACCCCGCAUGUCCAGUCUUCUCAUUCAGUCAGUCCAGACGCAGCUGCCACCUGCUGGUACCACACUACUUUCGGUGCUAAAGCCCGUCGCUGCGUCUCUCCUUGCUCCUUCACUUUCAAGCAGAACAAACGGGUAAAACCGGUCAGCCGGAAGGUCAGUGCAAGCAAUCUUUCCGACAGCUCUAACCCUGGUCGCACAUUUUACGUCCGCGACACCCGGAGUGGCAGACGUUUCUUGGUUGACACUGGUGCCCAGCUAAGUGUCAUUCCACCCACACCAGCUGAUCGUCGGUGUCCCAAUCCCGGUCUUUUCCUACAGGCCGUCAACACAUCGCCGAUUACCACAUUUGGCACCUGCUCCCUCUCGCUGGACAUCGGUCUCCGGCGUCUCUUCCCUUGGGUCUUCGUCGUUGCUGGCAUCCCCUGUGCAAUUCUCGGUGCAGAUUACCUCGCCGCUUUCGAUCUUCUGGUCGACUGCCGUCAGUCACGUCUACACGACAAGACUACCAACCUUACUGUCCGGGGUAUCUCUUUCUCCGACGCCUCCCGUCAUCUUGCCGUCUUGGACCCUGAACCCGAGAAUCCAUUUCGGCAACUCCUCGUCAAAUACCCCGGCCUCACUCGCCCCAACUUCAGCGUUUCUAUUCCACCACAUGACGUUGUUCACCACAUUCGGACCACCGGCCCUCCCGUGUUUUCUCGCCCCCGCCGUCUCGCGCCUACACGUCUUGCUGCCACCAAGGCCGAAUUCUAG